GACUGCUUUAUUUCUUUGCAGGUACUAGUGAACACUGCCUGCUGUUUUCUGAUGCUCGUUGCUAAGCUCAUCCAGUGCAUGGUGUUUGGUCCUCUUCGUGUCAGCGAGAGGCAGCAUCUCAAGGAUAAAUUCUGGAAUUUCAUCUUCUACAAGUUCAUCUUCAUUUUUGGUGUGCUGAAUGUUCAGACGGUGGAAGAAGUGGUGAUGUGGUGCCUGUGGUUUUCUGGGCUUGUGUUUCUUCAUCUUAUGGUUCAGCUCUGCAAGGAUCGAUUUGAAUAUCUUUCCUUUUCUCCUACCACCCCCAUGAGCAGCCACAUCAGAGUACUGACCCUGCUGAUCGCCAUGCUCCUGUCCUGCUGUGGCUUAGCGGUCGUCUGUGGGAUUAUUGGCUACACCCAUGGCAUGCACACGCUGGCUUUCAUGGCAGCAGAGUCUCUGCUCGUGACAGUCAGAACUGCCCAUGUGAUUUUACGAUACGUAAUUCAUCUCUGGGAUCUCAACCACGAAGGAACGUGGGAGGGCAAAGGUACUUAUGUCUACUACACAGAUUUCGUCAUGGAGCUGAUCUUGCUUUCACUGGACUUGAUGCAUCAUAUUCAUAUGCUGCUGUUUGGCAAUAUCUGGUUGUCCAUGGCGAGCCUGGUGAUUUUUAUGCAGCUGCGCUACCUGUUUCACGAGGUUCAGCGCAGGAUUCGGCGGCACAAGAACUACCUGCGUGUGGUUGGAAACAUGGAAGCUAGGUUCGCGGUUGCGACACCAGAGGAGCUGGCAGUCAACAACGAUGACUGUGCCAUUUGCUGGGACUCCAUGCAAUCCGCACGGAAACUGCCUUGUGGCCACCUCUUCCACAACUCAUGCCUGCGGUCCUGGCUGGAACAAGACACGUCUUGCCCUACCUGCAGAAUGUCUCUUAAUAUCACUGACAGCCAUCACGUGAGAGAGGAUCACCAGAGGGAAAAUCUGGAUGAGAACCUGGUCCCUGUGGCAGUGGCGGAAGGCAGGCCGCGCCUGAACCAGCAAAAUCACUUCUUCCACUUCGAUGGCUCUCGAAUUGCCAGCUGGCUGCCCAGUUUUUCCGUAGAAGUGAUGCACACCACAAACAUCCUCGGCAUCGCACAAGCCAGCAACUCCCAGCUUAACGCUAUGGCCCAUCAGAUCCAGGAGAUGUUCCCGCAGGUCCCGUAUCAUUUAGUUCUGCAGGAUCUGCAGCUAACUCGUUCUGUGGAGAUCACCACCGACAACAUCCUAGAAGGGCGCAUCCAAGUACCUUUCCCCACACAGCGCGCUGACAGCAUCAGACCUACGCCGAGCAGUUCCCUGGAGCGGCACGCUGCUGAUCAGGAGGAUCCCGAAGCUGUCGCCCAGACCGAGAGAGUGCCGCUUGAACUCAACUCCAGACUGGAAGAAAUGGUAGAAUUCAGCGAAAUGGAAGCAGAGCCGAGCGAGGCAGAUUUUGAGGCCAGGGGAAGCCGCUUUUCCAAGUCUGCGGAUGAGAGGCAACGGAUGCUGGUUCAGCGGAAGGAGGACUUGUUGCAGCAAGCUCGAAAGCGUUACUUAAACAAAACCUCCGACGAGGAGCUGACCGCCGAGAAGCCCUCUCCCCCGCUUGAGGGAGAGUACGCCGACACCGUCUUUUUCGCCCCCCCGGCCCCCCGGACUCCCGCGCCCGCUGCCGAACGGAGACUUCAGAUGCAGCAGAACUCCUAG
Apaloderma vittatum (bar-tailed trogon) is the source of this 1707-nucleotide messenger RNA. RefSeq names its product E3 ubiquitin-protein ligase AMFR-like. The record is from RefSeq and is a predicted model, not a curated record. Gene Ontology annotation, cellular component: cytosol; ubiquitin ligase complex; endoplasmic reticulum. Lineage: Eukaryota; Metazoa; Chordata; Aves; Trogoniformes; Trogonidae. Gene Ontology annotation, biological process: endoplasmic reticulum unfolded protein response; ubiquitin-dependent protein catabolic process; protein K48-linked ubiquitination. Gene Ontology annotation, molecular function: ubiquitin binding; ubiquitin protein ligase activity.